Molecule: messenger RNA, 6045 nt
Organism: Saxophila tyrrhenica
Lineage: Eukaryota; Fungi; Ascomycota; Dothideomycetes; Mycosphaerellales; Extremaceae
Gene: SEN1
Product: DEAD-box type RNA helicase
Exons: 2
Coding region: 1-6045 (2014 amino acids)
Biological process (GO): termination of RNA polymerase II transcription
Cellular component (GO): nuclear body
Molecular function (GO): transcription termination site sequence-specific DNA binding; helicase activity; ATP binding
Source: RefSeq, a predicted model, not a curated record
AUGGGUGAGCACGUGGUCCAGAAGCUGAGUGAGCUCCAACAGCUAGACGCCAAUCUCCACUGGUUCUGCCCCCGAUCCACGGCCGACGACUUCGGACUUUACCUCGACGAAGACAUCCUGAACGAAGCCAAUCACGAAUCAGAGAAGGACAGGAGAACACGUCUGCAAAGAGUACAGGCGGUGGAGAGCAGGCGCGAUGCAGCGCUCGAAGCGUGCAAGAUCUUCGCCUUCGACGGCUCAGACGCGAAGCCAUACCAGGACUCAUUCAGGAAAAUUUUGGAAGCACAGUUGGGACGCUGCGAAAUCUGUGUGCGGGAGUACCACCGGGCGAGAUUCGUGCUGAUCCAAAGACUGGAGGCCGAAUACGAUACCGAAGAGGUUCAGCAGUUCAUCGACACCUUCGACCGUUUGAACAUCCGGCGUAUCAGCGAAGGUCUCGACAAAGCGACAGCGAUCUUGGAAGGGCUGCCUACUCAGCAACGCAACAUCAAGGCGAUAGGGGAUGCAGGGAUGUAUGCUCUCUUCGAGGCCUUGAACUGCAUUCCAUUCCUACGUGACGACCAAGCUCUACAGCAGCACUUUGAUCGUCCAUUCCGCUUGGUGCAGACGAACAAGAAGCUGAAGCUGCCAAACUACGCACCAGGAAUGAUCGCCUUCUUGUUCUCCAACCAUCAGGAGCGAUCCGCAUGGGCAGCCCGCAAUACCGAACACCUCAAACGGCAAAUGACUGCCCAAGAAUUCGAAUACAGCGUCAAGCCAUUUCUGGAGACUGCCAUCGCUCGCGUUCACAUUUUAGCGCUCGAGCGAGAAUUCCUGCCCGUCUUCUGGCGUGCUACCAAGCUGGUCGUGUUCAAGCUGAACAAAGAUCUGGUCACGAACAAGCUCAGAACACUGGACAGCAACAUCUACACUGUAGCACUGGAGCAUUUCCAAAUCGACGACAGCCACUUCUCUGACCUGCUGAACAGCUAUCAAAAGCUAAUCGAGCUGAGUCCGAAGGACUUCUGGGAGGCACUUGGCACUAUCAACGCUCAGGCGGUCGCCGACACCAUCUUCAGGAGCCCGACCCUGCAGCGCUUGCUGAAGACGAGAGACGAGCGUGAGCCUCUUCACCUGGACCAGAAGUUGCAGUGGACUGUGGUGCUCGUUAGAUCCAUCUCGGCCGGCAACCUUGUUCCACCAGUAAGAUCCAUGCUUGAACAGCUUCUGCGUCGGCUGCAGGAUGAUCAGUACUCCAAAUACGCCCAGUCCGUUGCCUGGUCCACCGGUCUCACCUGCCUGCUUACAGCGCUCGACAUGGUCAGCAGACAGGUCAAGGCUGGGCCGCUAACAUCGAAUAUGAUUCAAGUCGUAGCCCAGGACCACCUCGAUCCCAUUCUGCUUGAGUUGAGCGGCGCUCAGAACAAGAAAACGGAGAUGCAAAUCAGCAAGGAUGAGCAGCUCUGCCUUGACAUAGUCGAACAGAUCUUGACCAUGGACACAGCGGCCCUUCAUCAAGACCGCAUCACCAUCCUCAAGACGGCCAAGAUCGAGCAUGAGUUGCACAUCAGCGGCUUGGAUAUGUGGAAGAGAAGCAUGAGACUGGUCAGACGUGGUUACCCGGCAAUUGCAGCUUCCAUUCUUUCGGGCAUUGGAGGACUUCUACCUUUGGAGGCUUUCCCGCCACGGCAGGUUGAAAAGGCAGUCAAACCAGCCAGAGGAUGGAAUGAUGCUCUGAAGCGCUCCCUGGAGUAUGUCGGCAGUGAUCUCCUUGACCGGCUGGAUUCGUUCGAAUACGAGGAUGUGCUAGAAGUGAUUCAAGACCCCAAGGGCUUGGAAGGUAUCGUCAGACUGCUUCUCAACGGCGACCAGGAAAUACACCAAGGAGCCGUCAGCGUCUUGAAGAUCCUGAGCGAGGCGGACGACCGAAGGGGCUGUCUGAUGCACGUGCUAUCGGUCUUCUACGCCACUGCCAUGCCAGCCUUCAAUCGCGCGCUGGACGAGCUUGCAAAGGCACUGUGCUUUCAGCCUUCCAGAAUGACGCUCAAAGUGUGCACCGAUGUGUUCAGCUGUCUUUGCGACUCUAGCGACGGCAUACUUCGCUCAGUUGACCGCCCUCGGAAACAGGGCAAGGUCCUGGAGAUGUUUUGGAUGCGGGUCUGGCAGCUUCUCGGGAUGAUCUUUCAACAAACUGAGAACUGGAGCAAUCUUGGGUACGACAAGCAGGGAAUGCAAGACUUCUGCCGAGAGGUGAUGGAUUUUGCGGACUACACCUUCGAGCAGUACUCCGUCAUCGCCGGCAGCCUCAUGGACGAAUAUGGCAACGACAGCUAUGGAGUGAACAAGAUUUUACUGGAGCAUGCCAGGGCGAAAUUCUCGUCCAUCUCCAAGUGGCUUCGUUUGCGUGACGACUAUCUUAUCACCAAGGCUGUCAGUCUCACGGCCAAGAUGCUUGCUCGCUUGGGAGAGGUCGAAGUCAGGAUAGACGAACAGGCGGCCCAAUUCAUCGAGGGCAUCGUGAUCAGCACACAGCAGCAGAAUCGUGUCAAGACCAAGUUAAGCAUGCAGCAGAAGGCGGAGCUGCGGCGAGCACUUGAGCGGCAUCUCGGCCGUAGCUUGUCUGAUACUAUUGAUCUCGAGGCAGAGGACCGGCCCAAGAAGCAGAGGAACUUGGAGGACUGGGCUUCGAGUGGUAGAAGCAGUGGUGCAUCGACUCCCAUUGGCGGUGUCUCGCAAUCUGCUAGGCCUGGCACCAUUGAUGUGGAUGCGUGGUCGGAUGCCGCCAGACGACGGAAAGGGAGGGAGGGCUCCGAGGGCGAUGGGGUGAAGAAGCUGAUGGGUUCUAUGAAUGCGUCUGAGCGACUUGCGCAGAAGAAAUUGCAAGAGCGGCAGAAGAAGCCUGUGUUGAACCCUGCUACGGCGAAAGCCGCUCAGAGUCAGCAGAAGGACCAGCAGGAAUUCCUGGCGAAGCGAAAGCGGGCUCAGGCGGAAGCAGAGCAAGCCAGAAAGGCUGCCGCUGAGAGGGCGAAGGGCGUAGGGGUCGGAAGUGGUGUUCUCGGCUUGGGAGACAUGGGCAAAGACCAUACGAUGAAAGGCAAGAACGUCAUGGUCUCUUCGGAUGAGGAGAGCGAAGACGACGACGAGGAGGACUUUGAUGACGGGCUUUUUGGUCCCAGUGUCAAGAAGAAGGUUGAGCGCCCGAACGUCGAUCCGAACGGUGCUGUCGGGUUGAAGCCAGAGGUCAAGACAGGGCCGACCAAGAUCCAGCGCACCGCCCGGAGCGCGAGGGACAUGCGUGCGCGCCUUGCGCCGGACCUCACCUCUCUGCAUCGGGUCAUUCUGGGCUGGGACUUCUUCCACGACGGCGACUAUCCGCCUGGCAUGAACGAGAACCAGUUCCGGCAAGUGGCGAACUCCUUCAACGACCCAACAACAUACCAGCAGACGUUCCAGCCGCUCCUUACGCUUGAAGCAUGGCAGGGCCUGGUCCGAGCUCGCGAAGAAACCUCCUCUAAGCCAUACGAAGUUCGAGUCGCGAACAGGACCAACGUGGACGCCUUCAUCGAGAUCAGCAGCAUUGUGGGCCACGCGGAGAACCGUGAGCUACAGCUUCAGGAGGCCGACAUCAUAUUGCUGUCCAAGGCCAAAAGCCCAGGUCAAGACGCCACCGCGCCUCACUGUCUGGCCCGCAUCUACCGCGUCAAGAGGCAGAAGGCGCACUGUGAGAUAGUGUACCAGCUUCUCCCCGGUAGCAGUCUGGCACCAUCACUUGCCGGACAGACCGUCGUCUGGGGCUUGAAGGUCCAGUCAAUCACACCGCUGGAGCGCGAAUACGGUGCCCUCCAGGCUUUGCAGUACUACGACCUCUGCAAUCAGAUCAUCCGAGCGAAGCCGUCGAAGAGGAUGAACUACAGCGAGAAGCAGAUCACCGCCUAUCAGGACAUCUGGAACGUCAACAAAGCUCAGAGCGGAGCGAUCAAUGCUGCUCUGGAGAACGAAGGCUUCUCGCUGAUUCAAGGUCCUCCCGGCUCUGGCAAGACGAAGACGAUCGUCGCUAUCGUUGGCGGCCUCCUAACUCAAGUUCUGAGCUCGUCGAGCAGUGGCACGAAGAUCUCGAUGCCUGGAGGGCACGGCAACGGAUCGCUCGACGCUCCGCCUCGCAAGCUUCUGGUUUGUGCACCCAGCAACGCCGCGGUGGAUGAGCUGGUCAUGCGUCUGAAAGACGGCGUCAAGACCAAGAAUGGCCGAGAGCACCAGCUCAACGUCGUCCGCAUUGGUCGCAGUGAUGCAAUCAACUCCCAAGUGCUCGAUGUCACCAUGGACCAGCUUGUGUCCAAGCGUCUCGGGACCAGCGACGUCGAUCAGAAGCAGCGCGAGAGCAACGCGGCGGUGUUCAAGGAGCACGAGAAGGUUUCCUCUCAUUUGAGAGACCUGUACCAGAAGCGUGAUUCUGGCACUGUGAAGGGUCCGGAGCAAGCGGAUCUUGAGAACGAGAUCAGCUCGACGCGCAAGAGGAAGAAUGAGCUUGGCGUCAAGAUUGACAAUGCUAAAGACCAGGAGCGCAACGCUGGCCGCGAAGCCGAACUCAACAGAAAGAAAGCACAGCAAGCUGUUCUCGACGAGGCACAUGUCAUCUGCGCUACCCUCAGCGGAAGUGGUCACGACAUGUUUCAGAGCCUCAACAUCGAAUUUGAGACGGUCAUCAUCGACGAGGCGGCGCAAUGUGUCGAGAUGAGCUCGCUGAUUCCACUAAAGUACGGCUGCGUGAAGUGCAUCAUGGUCGGAGAUCCGAAGCAGUUACCGCCAACGGUGUUCUCGAAAGAAGCUGCCAAGUUCCAGUACGAGCAGUCAUUGUUCGUGCGCAUGCAGAACAACUUCAGCAACGAGGUUCACUUGCUGGAUACGCAGUAUCGUAUGCACCCCGACAUCUCCGUCUUCCCAUCGCAGACCUUCUACGACGGUCUCCUCAAGGACGGCAGAGGCAUGCUGGAGCUUCGGCAGCGGCCGUGGCACGCCAGUACCAUGCUGGCACCUUACCGCUUCUUUGACGUUUCGGGCCAGCACCAGGCCGCCCCUCGAGGUCACUCGCUGGUCAAUACUGCUGAGAUCGAAAUUGCCAUGGCGCUCUACAACCGGCUCAGGACUGACUUCACGGGCUACGACUUCGACGGCAGGAUCGGCAUCAUCACACCUUACAAGAGCCAGCUCAAGAUGCUCAAGGAGCGCUUCUCUCAGCGGUACGGAAGCGACAUUUUGGAAAUGAUCGAGUUCAAUACUACAGAUGCAUUCCAGGGCCGUGAGAGCGAGAUCAUCAUCUUCUCGUGCGUGCGUGCUUCGCCUGCCGGCGGCAUCGGCUUCUUGCAGGAUAUCAGACGUAUGAACGUGGGUUUGACGAGAGCGAAGUCGAGCUUGUGGGUGCUUGGGAACUCGGACAGCCUUAUCCGCGGCCAGUUCUGGAAGAAGUUGGUCGAGGACGCCAGAGCGCGUGAUUGCUAUACCUCUGGCAAUCUGAAGGCUAUGCUAGGUCGGCCAUCGUCUGUGUUCCCGGCACAGCGUGGUGCGGCGGUUCGAUCGAUGCCAGAUGCUGGUGCUCACGUGCCGCAGAUGCAAGACGCGCCAACCACUUCGUCGACCGCCGUGAAGCCGCGUCAAGGCAGCAUGAACGGCAAUUCAGGGUCAAAGGCGGAUCGUGGCGACCGUAUGGAAGGUGUUAGCUACAAGUUUGCCGAUCGGAUCAAGAAGAUGAAGGACAGCCCGGAUGCCGGCGGUGAUGGCUCGACACCAUUACCACCCCUUGGGAAAAUCCCCGACGCCUCCGUAGAGCCACAGGACGUGGAGAUGUCGAAUGCAGAUAGCCCGGAGAGUCGCGGUGCAACGCCCGGCAGCAAUGUAUCUGGAGCUGAAACAUCCCUUCCCGCCGGCGAAAGACAGUCGUCAAACCCGGCUGAUGGAAAUGCCAAACCCAGAGCGGGAGCUGCGGCACGUUCGGUGGCGCCACAGGUCAAGAAGCGGCCAGCGGCCAGCCCUUUCAUGCCCCCUCGCAAGCAUCCGAAGCCUAGGCCUUGA